AUGACUCAAGUUACGCCGAACAAUCUUGGGUUUUCUCCGCAAAACGAAAGGAGGCUCCUCUGGAAAUUAGAUCUUCGUCUAAUCCCCAUACUUAGUCUUCUCUACCUCAUCUCUUUUAUCGAUAGAGUGAAUAUUGGACAAGCAAAAGUCGCCGGCAUGGUUACUAGCCUUGGCAUGACAUCCCACCAGUUCCAAAUCGCAAACACAAUCUUUUUUUCCACCUAUGUCGCCUUUGAAAUCAUUGGCAAUCUUCUCAUCAAAAAGUUUCGGCCCAGUCGUACUCUUCCCGUGAUGAUAACGUGGGUUGUUUUAUAUCGCGCUAGCAGCUUACUUACUCGUACAAGGGCUUGGAGCGCUGUACUUAUCGGACAGGCGUUUGCGAAAAACGCGGGACAUCUUUACACGACAAGAGUCCUACUUGGCGUCUUUGAAGCCUCCCUUUUCCCAGGUGCAAUUUACAUCAUUUCAUUGUAUUAUCCAAGGUCCGAGCAAACCCUGCGCAUGGGAUUCCUUUUCUCAGCUUGUGUUUUGGCCGGUGCAUUUGGUGGUGUACUGGCAUACGGUCUAUCACAAAUCCAUGGCGCGGGCUUGGAAGGGUGGUCUUAUAUCUUUCUGAUCGAAGGAGCAAUGUCAUUCGUCGUUGCGGUUAUCUCCUUCUUUACCAUUGUUGAUCUCCCUAAGGAGGCUAAAUUCCUCAGUGAGCCCGAAAGAGAAUUCGUUAUCCAUAGAAUCAAACAGGGUCAAGGUGCUCUCUCUCUCGAUGUUGAUUUUUCAUGGAAUCACAUAACAUCCGCAAUUCUCGAUUACAAGCUGUAUAUCUUCGCUAGCAUGUACUUCUGUACCGGCGCUCUCCUUUAUGCUCUUGCAACUUUCGCGCCAGUCAUCAUUUCCCAGCUCGGAGAGUGGUCAAAUGCCCAAUCUCAGCUGCUCACUGUCCCCCCGUAUGCUUUGGGCUUUAUUACCACUAUUGGAUGCGCUUAUAUUAGCGAUAAGACAGGCUAUCGUGCAUUCCUCAUUAUGUUAGGAACGUUUGUGUCUCUGAUUGGGUACAUUCUCAUCCUAGUCAUACCGGACCACGCUCCAGGGGCCAAGUACUUCUCUUUGUUUGUAAUGGUUGCCGGAUUCAGUCCUGCUGCUGGCAUCGUUUUAGCAUGGGGUGCUGGUUCAUUUGGUCCUACUUAUAAGAGAGGUAUAACGCAGGGCGUUAUUAUGUCGGCGGGAAAUACUGCGGGUAUACUUAGCUCGUUUUUAUAUCCCGACUCAGACAAGCCUGAUUUCGUCAUGGGACACUCAGUCUCUGCAGCGUUUUCCGCCUUCACUUUCAUCCUUGCCGUUGCUCUCCAUUUUAUACUAAAGCGUGAAAAUAAGCAGCGCGAUGAGAAGUUCGGCACAUUGGACGAGAUAUACGCCAUCAUCAAUGAACAAAGCGGAGGUGUAAGUAAUGCGUACACGCCCGAGAAGGAUGCGAAGGAUGCGGAAGACGCGGAUGCGGUAAAUAACUUACCAUCGGUAUCGAGAAACGAAUUCACAGACCUUCCCCCGGUAUUGAUAGAGAAAUUCGGAUUACAUGGUUUGAGUAAAGAAGACAUAGCUAAUUUGGGUGAUAAGCAUCCAAUGUUCAGGUAUUUGUGUUAA
Wallemia ichthyophaga EXF-994 is the source of this 1635-nucleotide messenger RNA. RefSeq lists its product as uncharacterized. Gene Ontology annotation, molecular function: transmembrane transporter activity. The record is from RefSeq and is a predicted model, not a curated record. Gene Ontology annotation, cellular component: membrane. The coding region runs from base 1 to 1635 and encodes 544 amino acids. Gene Ontology annotation, biological process: transmembrane transport. The transcript is spliced from 10 exons. Lineage: Eukaryota; Fungi; Basidiomycota; Wallemiomycetes; Wallemiales; Wallemiaceae.